Molecule: messenger RNA, 2195 nt
Organism: Sardina pilchardus (European sardine)
Lineage: Eukaryota; Metazoa; Chordata; Actinopteri; Clupeiformes; Clupeidae
Gene: gfra2b
Product: GDNF family receptor alpha 2b
Exons: 9
Coding region: 690-2174 (494 amino acids)
Biological process (GO): nervous system development
Cellular component (GO): external side of plasma membrane; signaling receptor complex
Molecular function (GO): signaling receptor activity
Source: RefSeq, a predicted model, not a curated record
UGGAAUAGCGGAGGGUAGAACGCGGUUUCAGACCUCUCCGCCAACAGGACCGAGACUGCUGACUGUUCGGACAACGAUAAAAGAGCAGACACGUGAAUAAACAGAAGUAAAUUACUUCGAUUGUAUUCUGUAUUAACGGGAGAGGACAAUCGCCUAACUUCAGAGGGGAGGAUCAUUGCUCAUCAAUCCUAAACCAGCGUGGCAUCCACUUCUUUCUCAAUGUCUGUGAAUAUGUGGUUAGAACGAAAACAACGCAAGGAUAGCUUGGCGGAUGCUGCUUAGUUUGUUAAACAUUUCUAAACUAUGAUCGGUCAGUGGGCAUAAACCCCAAUCACGUUUCUCUGAAGUCGACGCAAAUAGCUUGAUGAUAUUAUUUUCAGAAUACAUACUUUUAGUGUUAAAUCAUCGUGUUUUAUUCUGUGUUGCAUAGGACAAUAUUUGAAUGAGUGCAGAAUUCAAUAUUUUUGUUUCAAAGUGGAAUUCCAGGCAAAGACGGGAGUAUGAGGAUGGAUUUUUAACUAUUGUUAAGCAUACUAUCGGAGUCCUCGGCGUUGGACAUGAACCUGUGGUGUGAAAAUUGUGUCGACACUAAAACCACGUUGGAUUUUUGACCGGGCAGUGCAGGAAAUUACUCUACUGAUUCAACAGUGAACGACAUCAGGGAUUCCUUUCCCUAGCUCGGAGUACGCAUGGGAAUUAUCAUGUUUUUACUUCAUACUUUCACUGUUCUGUUUGUACUGGAUGAACUUGUACAUUCCGUGGCAAGCUCCUCCGCCUUGUCGGGGCUGGGGACUCACGACUGGCGGGCCCCUGUGGACUGUGUGCGGGCCAGCGAGAUGUGCAACCAGAACUCCCAGUGCAGCUCGCGCUACCGCAUCAUGCGCCAGUGCCUGGUGGGCAAGGACCGGACCACCAUGCUGGCCAACCGCGAGUGCCAGGCCGCUCUGGAGGUGCUGCAGGACAAUCCGCUGUACGACUGCCGCUGCAAGCGUGGCAUGAAGAAGGAGCUGCAGUGCCUACAGAACUACUGGAGCAUCCACAUGGGCCUGACAGAAGAUGAGGAAGUUUACGAGACAUCCCCAUAUGAGCCACUACUCCCCUCAGAUGAAUUCAGGCUGGCCUCCAUCAUUUCAGCCAUAGACUCAGCCUCCACCAAGGGCAACCUUUGUUCAGACACGGGCAGCCCCUGCAACCCCUGCCUGGACGCGGCCAAGGCCUGCAACCUGAACGACACCUGCAAGCGUCAGCGCUCCAUGUACAUCACGGCCUGCCACAACAAAGGCUCGCCCCUGCAGCAGCUGCAGGAGCCCUGCAACCGCAAGCGCUGCCACAAGGCCCUGCGCCAGUUCUUUGAGCGCGUGCAGUCCGAGUUCAGCUACCCGCUGCUCUUCUGCGCCUGCCACGACACGGCGUGCGCCGAGCGCCGCCGGCAGACCAUCGUCCCGUCCUGCUCGUUCCUCGAGAAGACCCAGCCCAACUGUUUGGAGCUACGCCGGAACUGCCGCUUGGACCCGCUCUGCAGGUCUCGACUGGCUGACUUCCACAUGAACUGCCAGACCAUUCGCCACACAAAGACAACCUGUCCAAAUGAUAACUACUACGGCUGUCUCAUCUCUUACGUGGGACUUAUUGGGCUGGACAUCACGCCGAACUACCUGGACGCCAGUCACAGCAACUUCACCAUCUCGCUGUGGUGCACCUGUCGGGGCAGUGGGAACAAGGAGAACGAGUGCGAGGACUUCCUGCGGGACUUCCGAGAAAACACCUGCCUCAGAAAUGCCGUCCACGCUUUUGGUUAUGGCUCAGAAGCAGGCCACAUAUCCAUGCUCGAGUCCCAGCCCUCCUUGACGUCUCUGCCACCUGUGCGCACCAACCUUCAGCCAGCCAUCACCACCAAACCCUCCAUCCACUCCAAUGAUGUCAAGCCCAUGGACAAUGCCUGUGUCUACUCCACCUGUGCAAACCUGAAGGACAGUGGUAAAAAGUGCACCCCCUCAGAUGCGUAUGAAUGUGCAAAUGAGAACCUGCUGGACCCCAGCAUGCAGGGCUCAGUGGACUCCUUGGGCUCCCAUCAGCCCGCCGACGAGAGCGCCAGGCAGUCGUCUGCCGACCCCCGCCACCUGGUCACUCCUGCGGCCCUCCUGACAGGUGUCAUCCUCAGUCUGGCCCUGUAAACCUCCAGAGACACCUCUCCC